This is a messenger RNA of Sycon ciliatum, 2132 nucleotides long. Its product is annotated as catalase-like. NCBI's taxonomy places the organism in Eukaryota, Metazoa, Porifera, Calcarea, Leucosolenida, Sycettidae. The record is from RefSeq and is a predicted model, not a curated record. Gene Ontology annotation, biological process: hydrogen peroxide catabolic process; response to hydrogen peroxide. The coding region runs from base 70 to 1611 and encodes 513 amino acids. Gene Ontology annotation, cellular component: cytoplasm; mitochondrion; peroxisome. Gene Ontology annotation, molecular function: catalase activity; heme binding. The transcript is spliced from 10 exons.
UUCGCUUGACGGUUUACUUGGCUGAGGUCUUUCAUUCCAUGGUGAAGAGCUCAUCGCAACUUUCUGUUAAUGUUUCUUCAAGCUUCUUGCCGCCGCUUUCUAUCCACGAGUGCAUACGCCAUGGCCGGACGAUGCCCAGCUGCCAACCAGCUCCUCAACUACAGGGAGGAGCAGAAGGAGAGCACAACGACCUCGACUAGCUGGGGCGCACCCGUUGACAUUGCCACUGCCUCGCAGACCGUCGGCCCCCGUGGUCCCAUGCUUCUGCAGGAUGCCAACUUCAUUGACAACCUUGCACACUUUGACCGCGAGCGUAUCCCGGAGCGUGUGGUCCAUGCCAAGGGCGCAGGUGCGUUCGGUGAGCUUGUGAUCACCGAGGACAUCUCCAAGUACACCAAGGCCUUGGCACUGCAGAAGGGCACCUCCACCCCGGUGGCAGUCCGCUUUUCCACAGUCGGUGGCGAAGCUGGUAGUGCCGAUACGGUGCGUGAUCCGCGUGGCUUUGCCGUCAAGCACUACACCGACGAUGGCGUCUGGGAUCUGGUCGGAAACAACACACCAAUCUUCUUCAUCCGCGACCCAAUCCUCUUCCCCAACUUCAUCCACACGCAGAAGCGCAACCCACGCACUCACUUGAAGGACCCAGACAUGUUCUGGGACUUUAUCUCUCUGCGACCGGAGACGACUCAUCAGGUGUCCUUCCUCUUCAGUGACCGUGGUAUUCCUGAUGGCUACCGCCACAUGAACGGCUAUGGCAGUCACACGUUCAAGCUGGUCAACAGCGAGGGCGUUGCACACUAUUGCAAAUUCCACUACAAGACGUCCGAGAGCAAGAAUCUCCUCCCCAACAAGGCCGGCCCGAUCUCAGGCGAUGACCCAGACUAUGCCAUCCGUGACUUGUACAACGCCAUUGAGCGCAAGGAAUUCCCAACGUGGAAGUUCCAGAUCCAGGUCAUGACUUUCGAGCAGGCCGAGACCUACAAAUACAAUCCGUUUGAUCUGACCAAGGUUUGGUCUCACAAGGACUUCCCACUGAUUGACGUCGGUACAAUGACACUGAACCGCAACCCAGAGGACUAUUUCUCAGAGGUGGAGCAGAUCGCGUUCAGCCCCAGCCACAUGGUUCCCGGCAUUGAGCCGUCACCAGACAAGAUGUUGCAGGGUCGUCUCUUCUCCUACACCGACACCCACCGCCACCGCCUUGGUGCCAACUACCAGCACCUGCCCGUCAACGCUUCCAAGAAGACGCCGCAGGCCAACAGCCACCGUGACGGCCCCAUGUGCAUGUUCAACCAGGCUGGUGCACCCAACUACUUCCCCAACAGCUUCAAGGGUCCAGUAGAUAGACCCGAUGCGCGUCACUCCAAGAUCAGCUACUCUGGUGAUGUGGAGAAAUACAACUCGGCUGAUGAGGACAACUUCUCACAGGUUGGUGUAUUCUACAGGGAGGUGCUGAACGCGGAGGAGAGGCAGCGUCUCGUUGAGAACAUUGCCGGUCACCUCAAGGAUGCCCUGCCCGAGAUCCAGAAGCGCACUGUGGCCAACUUUUCCCAGGCUGAUGCCGACUAUGGUGCUGGCAUCCAAAAGCUGCUUGACGGCUACAACAAGUAAACAACACCGCUAUUGGAUACGAAAUAAUGCACACAACAUCGUUGCUACUUGUUGCUUCACCGCACAACAUCACUGCUACUUGUUGCUUUACUACACAACUUUCUCCCUCUGCUGCUCCUGCUACUGCUGUUGCUUGUCUUCAUCUGUGUUGGCUUCUUUAGGUUUUUUUAAAUAUAAAUUUGAAGUGAUGCCAUUGUGCCAUGCCGGUGAGACGAUUUACUAGCUCUGCUACUGCUGUUGCUGCUACGUGCCCUCCCCUGUCUUCUUGGUGCCCAAUACCUCCUGAUGCUCUGCUGGUCUGCUCAGUGGUUUAGAAGAUAGUGUGCGAAUUGAUUCGGGUAAUGCUUCAUCUAUUUUGCGCAUGGCGUUAUUUGCUGAUCGCUACCCCUGCAUGGGUAGACCAGAGCCUAUAUCUUUCCUCUAAAAAAAAUGAAAUAGUGUGCAACUAGCUUAUCGCUGCACCGACACAACUUAAAGUGACAAGACAAUCUUGGAAUACACAACGGACGAGAUUCCAGCUA